UCUCGCGGGAUCUCUCGGGAGGACGGAUGGGGUUAGGUCCCAUCAUGGCGGCUGAAGAGGCGGAUGUGGAUAUCGAAGGGGACGUGGUGCCAGCCGCGGCACAGCCAGGAAGUGAUGAAAGUACAGCAUCUGUUUUACAAGAUCACUAUCUUGAUUCAUCAUGGAGAACUGAGAAUGGUCUUAUUCCUUGGACUCUGGAUAGCACCAUCAGUGAAGAGAACAGAGCUGUCAUUGAGAAGAUGUUGUUGGAAGAAGAGUAUUACUUAUCUAAAAAAUCACUUCCAGAAAAAUUCUGGCUCGAUCAAAAGGAAGAUGAUAAAAAAUACAUGAAGAGUCUACAGAAAACAGCAAAAAUCAUGGCACACUCUCCUACAAAACCAGCCAGUUACUCAGUAAAGUGGACGAUAGAAGAAAAAGAGCUGUUUGAACAAGGGCUGGCUAAAUUUGGCCGAAGGUGGACCAAAAUUGCAAAGCUAAUUGGAAGUCGCACUGUUUUACAAGUUAAGAGUUAUGCCAGGCAGUAUUUUAAAAAUAAGGUAAAAUUAGAUGGUCCAGAGAGGGAAAUACCUAAUCAGAAGAGCGGCAGUGAUCUUCAGACUAAAAAUGAAGAUGAAGGCACAAAGGCAUGGAUACCAUCAAGUUUAAGGGGACGUGCUGAUCCCAACUUGAAUGCUAUAAAAAUUGAAAAGUUAUCUGAUGAUGAAGAAGUAGACAUCACAGAUGAAGCAGAUGAGUUGACUUCUCAAGAUCCUCAAAAGAAUCCUAGCAAUGAUGUCUUAUUAAACAUUUCUAAUAGUAAAAGUCAUGAAACCAGUCAAGGGGAAUUUAUUGCUUACAAUCAGGUAUCAGAAUCUUCCAAGGAAUAUUUUCAGAAUAUAAAGCAAGGCGAGAUGGAAGCACUUUCAAGUUCAGGAAGUAAAUUUUGGACUGAAAAACAGAGCAUUAGUGACAAAAAAUCAGUUGAAUUAAAUGAUCAGAAAUGUAAUAAACUGAUGAAAAUCUCUGAAAAACAUGAUGGAAAUGGAAUAAUAGAUGAUGCCAGGCCAUUGCCUUCUCCAGAGCCUUGUGAAAUUCAGAAAGACUUGUGUGAUAAUGAAAUGCUUUUUUAUUCUUCCUGUCAAAUGGAAGAGGAGAGCCAUGAGGAAGAAGAGCUUAAGCCACCAGAACAAGAAGUAGAAAUAGAUAGAAAUACCAUUCAAGAAGAAGAAAAACAAGCAAUUCCUGAGUUUUUUGAGGGGCGGCAAGCUAAAACACCAGAACGCUAUUUGAAAAUUAGAAAUUACAUUUUGGAUCAGUGGGAGAUAUGCAAACCGAAAUACUUAAAUAAGACCUCAGUACGUCCUGGCCUGAAGAACUGUGGGGAUGUUAAUUGUAUUGGACGGAUUCAUACAUACCUCGAGUUGAUAGGAGCAAUCAAUUUUGGAUGUGAACAGGCUGUAUACAACAGGCCACCACCGGUUGACAAAGUACGAGUCAGAGACCGAAAAGAUACAGUGGAAGCAUACCAGCUUGCACAGCGUCUGCAGUCUGUGCGCACAAGGAGACGUAGGGUCCGAGACCCAUGGGGAAAUUGGUGUGAUGCAAAAGACUUAGAAGGACAAACUUUUGAGCAUCUCUCUGCUGAGGAAUUGGCAAGAAAAAAAGAGGAAAAAUGUAAACCUGUUAAAUCCUCAAAAGUACCAAGACCAACAAAAAGCUCAUUUGAUCCCUUCCAACUGAUACCUUGUAAUUUUUUCAGUGAAGAAAAGCAGGAGCCAUUUCAGGUGAAAGUGGCUUCAGAAGCACUUUUAAUAAUGGAUUUGCAUGCUCAUGUUUCUAUGGCAGAAGUGAUUGGUCUGCUAGGAGGAAGAUACUCAGAAGUUGAUAAAAUAGUUGAAGUCUGUGCAGCAGAGCCCUGUAACAGUCUGAGUACAGGACUACAGUGUGAGAUGGAUCCUGUCUCGCAAACACAGGCCUCAGAGACCUUGGCUGUGAGAGGCUAUAGUGUUAUUGGAUGGUAUCAUUCCCAUCCUGCCUUUGAUCCAAAUCCUUCCUUACGAGAUAUUGACACUCAAGCCAAAUACCAGAGUUACUUCUCCAGAGGCGGUGCAAAAUUCAUUGGAAUGAUCGUUAGUCCUUAUAAUCAAAACAAUCCUUUACCUUAUUCCCAGAUUACCUGCCUGGUUAUAAGUGACGAAAUUAGCUCAGAUGGCUCUUACCGGUUACCUUACAAAUUUGAAGUACAGCAGAUGCUGGAAGAACCUCAGUGGGGAUUAGUGUUUGAAAAGACAAGAUGGAUAAUAGAAAAAUAUCGGCUCUCCCAUAGCAGUGUCCCUAUGGAUAAAAUCUUUCGCCGGGAUUCUGACCUGACUUGUUUGCAGAAAGUGCCCACAUUCCUGUCACUGCCAACUUGGGCUACUUAGGGUAGUCAGAGCCAGGACCUUGGAGAAGCACAGAAGUCUGGAACUGAGAGGCAGUGUAACAUGGGAGGUUCAGGAGGCAGAGACCCAAAGAAAAACCUACCUUUGAUAAUGUUUACAGGAGUGGAGACAGGACCUGGAUGCAUCCAGAUCUCUUAAUCCUGAUUUGAUUCUUAAGAUUGCACAAUGAUAAUAAAAUAAUAAACUUAAUUUUUUUUUUUCUUUUCCUGCUUGGCUGGUGGAAUUUUACAUUAGUACUUCUCUGAUAUCAAACUUAGCUCUUUUAAAAAUCUAAUCCCAAAGUAACAUUCAAAAAAGAAAAACCAGUGAAUAAAAUCAUCAAGAUCAGACUGUCCUUACCCCUUCAGUAUUUUAUUCUUGAACUAUUUCCAAAGCCACAUUAGGUAGGACUUAGACACUUUUGCCGCCUUUGUCUUCCUCCAGAAAAAAUUAAAAAUUAAUUCAUUACAACUGCAUUUGUAUAAAAUGAGUCUAAUAUUGUACAUUAACAUGUCCUCAACCUAAAAGAUUGUUUUUUUCCUUCUGAAUUUAAAAAAAAUGAAAACAUUUUUAUUGGCCUUAAAAGUACUGGUGACCGCCUGCCUGGUAUCUAGUGGUGGCCCUGCCUGUAUUCUGAAGGGUAGCUCUGGAAAGCCGGCAGUCAUGACCUUGUUGAGCUCUAGACUUAGAGAAUUUAGGAGUGUUGCUUAGAAGUAAUCAUCAUCACGAAGAAGAUAGGAGGCAGUGAUUAGUUUUAGCUUUCAGGUAGAUAUUUUUGUUCUGACCUGUAAUUUAUAGUUUUGAAACUCAUGCCACAUAUACUACCACUCCUUUUCUUUCUUCAUUUCCCUCAAGCCCCACUCCCCGUUUUUCCCCCACUCCCUCUACUUACCUCUCAGAAUACAGGUACAGGAUGGCUCAUUGAGCAUUUGGUGACAGCAAGGCCGGAAGGAUAGAGUUGAACAGAUCCAUUCGUAUUUCAUGGAAGCUGAUUAGUGCUGCCCCAGCCUUCUCUCCAAAACUCACUUCCCCCACAGGAGUGGGGUGAGGUCGGUGAUGUGGGCACUGAGCAGGGUCAGAACCUCUGCAGCUGUCUGGGAAGCAGGGCGGUGGCUGCCUCGACAAGCCAGCCUGAGCAGGCCUCCUGCUCUUCGGUUUGCCCUGUUUGUCUUGCUGGGGCCUGAUGAGGUGCCUGGAGGACUUGGGGGAAGUGCUGUAGGCAGGAUGCUCCAGACUGAUUCUUCGCACAGGGACAAGGGGACCUGUGGACACCUGACCACCCGACAUACAGCUCCCUAGCCUCGGGUCAUCAACAGGCAUUCAGUGGAUGAGUUUCUUAGUAGGAAUUAAGUAAGGGUACCCCAAUUUUGAAUUUUUUCACCUACACGGCCCUCUACCAAUAACAAGACACUGUAAGUCCAGAUUCCUACAUCGUGGCAUUUGGGAAAACUUAACUUCACCCAAGCACAAAGGAAAAAGCACAUUUUUAUCAUCAUCUCUAUCAGGAUUAAUACAGUUUUAACAAACUUGAUCAGUAUUCCCAGCUUACCAGCAGUUAAGAAUUUUCUUACAGAUUAAUAUCCUAUUUUGCAAUAUUUCCAGAAAAUCACUGUGGAGGAUAAUGUCAUAUACUUUUAACUUACUCAAAUCCUGACCUUUUCUCAAAUGGUUUUAUGUGUGCUGUUCUUUAAAACUCUCUUUUCUCUGUUUUGACAUUUGCCCUGUAAUUUGUGCUUUCCAGCAUUUUCUGAAUCUUGUAGGCUACCUUAAAUUCUUUCUGGAACAAGGCAGAGAAUAAAUAUGUUAACCCCCUAAAUCAGGAGAAAAUAAAAAUUUCCCAGAUAAGCUGUGAUUAUACUAGAUGCUGUAUACCAAACUAAAUUCGAGAAGGUAAAAUUAACUCAUGGUAUCUGGGUUGUUUGUAUUUUCUUCUUUUGAAUAUAUUUAUGAAUAUAUUCAUAAGAACUUUAAUUUCAGGGAAAAAUGCCUUAUGUGCUAUCUUUGAGGUUUCCUAGAGUAGUCUCUUAGGCUUUAAGAGGAAUGUUAAAUAUGAUUUCAUAGAUUGUACUCCUGUUUCAUAGUUUUGCCAUAGAACAUUUGUUUUGAGCUAUGAAUUAUAAAAUAGUAUUUAGAAUCCAGCAUGAUUAAAUAGACUGGUCAUAGAUCUUUAAAUUUAUGGAUUUAAUAUGUAAAUUGUAAAUUGUGUAUUAUGUAUAAGUAUCAUAUAAGUUUACUAUGAUUAUUGAUAAACCUGUUGCGCUGCUGUUUUCCCCAAAUGUUAUUAGUGUUUAUGGAUUUCUUUUAUUACUUUGAAUUUUGGAAUGUUCUGUAAUGGAAUAUAAUGACUUAAACUAUUUUGUACAUUUAAAUAUGACACCACAUUGUCAAAUCUGUAUUAAAGAAUAUUGUAAAUAUUAAUGUUUAUACAGCUUUGAAACCUUUUCCUUGAAAUGGUUGAACUCUUCUCCCUGUACUAAACAAUGACAUAAAAUAUCUGAUUUUAAGCUUUGAGAUUUUAGCUUGUGGUAACAAUUAAAAGAAAACAUUCUGAAGAUUCUAUAUAAAUAAAAUUUUGGAAAAAAA
Molecule: messenger RNA, 4982 nt
Organism: Mustela erminea (ermine)
Lineage: Eukaryota; Metazoa; Chordata; Mammalia; Carnivora; Mustelidae
Gene: MYSM1
Product: Myb like, SWIRM and MPN domains 1
Exons: 20
Coding region: 27-2402 (791 amino acids)
Biological process (GO): double-strand break repair
Cellular component (GO): BRCA1-A complex; BRISC complex
Molecular function (GO): metallopeptidase activity; polyubiquitin modification-dependent protein binding
Source: RefSeq, a predicted model, not a curated record